Molecule: messenger RNA, 2118 nt
Organism: Lingula anatina
Lineage: Eukaryota; Metazoa; Brachiopoda; Lingulata; Lingulida; Lingulidae
Product: galactose-3-O-sulfotransferase 2
Biological process (GO): glycolipid biosynthetic process
Cellular component (GO): membrane
Molecular function (GO): galactosylceramide sulfotransferase activity
Source: RefSeq, a predicted model, not a curated record
CUCAUUGUUCUAGCAGUAGAUGCACAUGUGUUACUCUUAUAUAGUACAUAUUAUAUAUAUAUAGUGACCAAAAUUUUCACUGCACUGGACCUGGGUGAAAUUCUUUAGCAAUAUAUUUCAGCAUAAAGAAGAUGGUUAGUUACGCAAAAAGUGUCUGUGCUUGGAUUAUUCUUUUCCUCAUGGGAUACGUCCUUUUUGCUUUCACCAGGAUCAAACAAGAACCCUUGUUUAGACCUCUACCACAAAUUUCUCCCUAUGUAUUCCAAGGCGCAAAUCAGGAACUUACAGCAAGCAUUCAUCACCCUUUAAAGAAGGCACCCAAAACUGUAAGCGUAGACUACAAAACAGAGUUAUCCAAACUCACUGAUGAAAAGUUUACUAAGACAGUGGAUACAUCACAGAUACUUUUCAGACCUAUGUCAGAGGAGCAAGCAGAUGACACCACCGACUCCACUCCAAGCCAACAACAAUACUGCCUAAGCAGUCUAAAGAAGCGGUCUAUAGUCCCGUGGAAUAAGCACAGUAAAAGCUGUAUCCCUAAAAGACAUGUUGUUUUUCUCAAAGUGAAGAAAUGUGGCAGCACAACUCUAUCAAGUGUUAUUCUAAGAUAUGGUCUGCACAAUAAUUUGAAAGUUGCUCUCCCAACUAGCCACUCAGGGAGCAAUUUGGACAUACGGUCUCUGUUAGAUAGAUACGCCGCUGAUCAUAAAAAGUUUGACAUUAUGGCCAACCAUGCAGUCUAUAAUCCAAGGCAAAUCCACCAGCUAACUCCAGGGGACACUUUCUUCAUUGGGAUUCUGAGAGAACCUCUUGAUCAAUUUAAAUCAGCUUAUAACUUUAACCAUGUGGCUGGUCGUAUGCACCUUGAAGGUAAAAAUCAACUGAAAAAUCUCUUCAAACAUUAUCCCAAAUGGGUGCAUGAUCACAGCAACAGUAUGAGUCGUUAUUUGGGGUUGAAGAUAUUUACAAAGGAAGCAACUCGAAGCUUCAUACAGAAGCUGGAAAAAGAUGUCCACUUUUUUGUAAUUUUAGAACAAUUUGAUGAAUGCUUGAUCCUACUGAAGAGAUUGUUGUGUUGGGAGUUUUAUAAUAUUGUUUACACAGUUUUUAAAAAUGGCACACAAUAUUCUGAGGACUAUAUUAAAAACAUCAGAGAUAACAUGGAUCCUUAUGUUGUUCAAAGCCAUCGGAAACGUAGUCAAGCAGACUAUAUUUUGUAUGAUUAUUAUAAAAACAAACUUGCCAAGCUUUUACAGGAACAAGAUUCUGAUUUCUACCAAGAAGUGGACUACUUCAAGGCUUUGAAGAAGAAAAUAAGUGAAUUCUGUCAGAGAAAUCCACCAAAAUCCAUUGGUAUACCCCCUUCAAAAUGGGGUGAUGGGUUUACAAUUUUUUGUCCAUGGGUGACUCUCUCACAUGGCAACCUGAUGCAGUUAUUCAAACUGCAAGAAAAAGAAAUAUCUUCCAUUUCUAUCAAUUCUCGGAUAAAAAUAGUUCAGUGUAGCUAGAGCUUCAGAAAUGUCUAAAUGAAUAUUUUCAAACAGUAAAAAAACCUAACACACAGGACUGAACCAAAUAAUAUAUUAUUAUUAUUAUCAUUAUUAUUAACAGUAUAUUGAGCUAUUAGUGGCUCACUAUCAUAAAACUGUGGAUUGGAUAUAUUUAUCACCCGUCAUUGUUCAUAUUUUGUCCUGAGGUAAAGGCUGCAAACCAACUGAUCAACUUAAGUUUAUGUAUUACAACAGUUAAUAUGAAGUAUAAAGGACUAUUUAAAGUUAUCUUGACUCUACUAGUAAAUAUAUAAAUAUAAUAAUUAGGAAAACAUGGGACUGUGAUAUUGUUUUUUAAAUACAAUAAGGUUAUUUAGUUUAUUUCUAUAAUGAAGCCAUCAUUGUUAAUGUGUAAAGAGAUGGAAGAACAUCUAAACUGCAGCAUUCAAGGAAAACCAUGAGUGUGAAGCAGACAGCUAUAAUAUUAAUGAAAAUGGUGUAGAUAGAAUCAUGGAAGAAGAAGAAUCAUAGACAAUUGCUGCUGUAUGUUGAGGAAAAAGUUAAUCUUUACUGGUGAAAUGACAACUAAGUGUAGGUGUUUCAUUUUGAUACUUCAUCCUUCAAGGAU